AUGCGCGUCGUGCUCCUCUGCUUGCUGGGCUGUGCCCUGGGCCCCGCGCUAGCACUAGACAACGGACUGAAUGCCAAGCCGGCACUGGGAUUCAAUACCUGGAAUGCCUUCUACCGUGAGAUUCACGAGGACCUGGUGAAGGAACACGCAGACCUGAUGGUGUCGCUGGGGCUGCGGGACGCCGGGCAAUACCUGGUGCUGGACGACUGCUGGUCGGAGCGGUCCCGCGAGGAGGGCGAGCGGCUGCAGGCCAGCAAAGAGAAGUUCCCGUCGGGCAUGAAGGCCAUGGGCGACUACAUCCAUGCCAAGGGCCUUAAGUAUGGCAUCUACUCUGACGCCGGCACCCUCACCUGCGCCAAGUACCCGGGCAGCCUGGACCACGAGGAGCUCGACGCCCAGACCUUUGCGGGCUGGGGCGUGGACUACCUUAAAUACGACAACUGCCACGUGCGGCGGGACCGCUGGGUGAUCGACCGCUACGCCGCCAUGCGCGAUGCGCUCAACGCCACGGGCCGCCCCAUAGUCUACUCCCUGUGCGAGUGGGGCGUCAUGGAGCCGCACCUGUGGGCGCCGCAGGUCGGCAACAGCUGGCGCACAACUGAGGACAUCCGCCCCUGGUGGGACAGCAUCGUCAAGACACUGGACUAUAAUGUGGGGCUCAGCCGCUUUGCGGGGCCCCACCUGGGCUGGAACGACCUGGACAUGGGCAACGACACGGGGCUGAGCCACGCGGAGCAGCGCACCCACUUUGCGCUGUGGGCGCUGCUCAAGUCGCCGCUCAUGAUUGGCCACGACCUGCGCGACUUCUCCAAGACCUCGCUGGGCAUCCUGCUGGCCAAGGAGGUGAUUGCCAUCAACCAGGACGACCUGGGGGUGGCCGGGGACCUGGUGUGGCGGCAGGGCACCAAGCGGGUGUACGCGGGCCCGCUGGCGGGCGGCGGCCGUGCCGUGGUACUGGCCAACUUCCAGACCACUUACUCGCAGUACCCCGCCACCAACAUCACCGUGUUCUGGACCCAAGUGGGCCUGCAGCCCGGCCAGCGGGUUGCGGUGCGAGAUCUGUAUGCAGGGGGCUGCACGACGUGGUGGUGCUGCGCCUGACGCCGCGGGACGGCCCGCGGGACGAGAGCUGGCGGCCCUGGCAUGGCCAGCCUAUGUAUGCUGCACACGCGGAGAACUUGGUACCGCAGCACAAGGAGUCGUGGAUCGGCACGGGCGCGCCGUGGCGCUUCCUGCCGCGCAACCCCAACGAAACCGUGCUGCCGGUGUUCCAGCGGGGGCUCGACGGUGGCGAGGAGCACGGCGAGGAGAGCGGCGAGGAGAGCGGGGGCGGCGGCAAAAGGAACCGACGGCUGGCGUCAGCGGUGUGAUCGGGGCGCUUGCUGUGCUGUGCGUGCGUGUGUCAGUAGUGACUGGGUUCCUGUAACACAAGCUGGCCUGUG
Chlorella variabilis is the source of this 1442-nucleotide messenger RNA. RefSeq lists its product as hypothetical. The transcript has 11 exons. Bases 1 to 1101 code for a protein of 366 amino acids. The record is from RefSeq and is a predicted model, not a curated record. Gene Ontology annotation, biological process: carbohydrate metabolic process. Gene Ontology annotation, molecular function: hydrolase activity, hydrolyzing O-glycosyl compounds. NCBI's taxonomy places the organism in Eukaryota, Viridiplantae, Chlorophyta, Trebouxiophyceae, Chlorellales, Chlorellaceae.